CGGGAGCGCGCGGCAUGCUGGGAAACGACCAGCGGGAAUCCUUUGGCUGAGCAGCCUCUUGAUUCUUCAGGGAGCCGAUCGGAGAAAGCGGGCUAGAUGGCGGAGUCCUGCAUCCCUGGAAUCCUUUAAGGGGCCCUGCGCGUGGGUCCCUUAAUAGGUUAUGAGAAGGCACCAUGGAUCAAUAUAGCAUUCUUGGCCGUAUUGGAGAAGGAGCCCAUGGCAUUGUUUUCAAAGCCAAGAACAUAGAAACUGGGGAGACUGUGGCCCUGAAGAAAGUGGCUCUCCGCAAGCUGGAGGAUGGGAUCCCCAACCAAGCCCUGCGGGAGAUCAAGGCUUUGCAGGAGAUUGAGGAAAACCAGCAUGUGGUGCAAUUGAAAGACGUUUUCCCUCAUGGCACAGGGUUUGUGUUGGUAUUUGAGUAUAUGCUGUCUGAUCUGUCCGAGGUGAUCCGCAACUCUGAACAGCCUCUUACUGAAGCCCAAGUGAAAGGCUACAUGCUGAUGCUGCUCAAGGGGGUGGCUUUCUGUCAUGCCAACUCUAUUAUGCACCGGGAUCUGAAACCAGCCAAUUUGCUGAUCAGUUCCACAGGGCAAUUGAAAAUUGCUGAUUUUGGUUUGGCUCGGGUGUUCACCAGUGAUGGAGACAGACUAUAUAGCCAUCAAGUGGCCACCAGGUGGUAUCGGGCUCCAGAACUGCUGUACGGUGCUCGAAAGUAUGAUGAAGGUGUAGACCUGUGGGCGGUCGGCUGCAUCUUUGCUGAACUUCUCAACAAUUCUCCCCUCUUCCCUGGAGAAAAUGAUAUUGAGCAGCUGUGUUGUGUCCUCCGGGUGCUUGGCACACCUAAUCAAAAGACCUGGCCGGAGAUUACAGAGUUGCCUGAUUACAACAAAAUCUCCUUCAAAGAGAAGCAGCCCAUCCCUUUGGAGCAGGUGGUCCCUGAUGCUUCUCCACAAGCAGUGCAGCUCCUGAAAGAAUUCCUGGUUUAUCCUUCGAAGCAACGUAUGCAGGCAGCCCAGGCACUUCUGCAUCCCUAUUUCUUCACGCCCCCUCUGCCGGCCCACCACUCAGAAUUACCAAUUCCCCAGCGUGGGGGCAAAAAGAUUCGUCAGGGGCUCCAGCACCAGCGUGAUUUCCAUGUGGAGCAGCCCCUGGAAGGGUCAGUUGUAGAUCUGGAACUGGUGGCACCGUAUGUGAUUGAUGUAUAAAAUUGCUCUCCUUUAAAGUCUGGCUUUUAUACCA
Molecule: messenger RNA, 1239 nt
Organism: Pantherophis guttatus
Lineage: Eukaryota; Metazoa; Chordata; Lepidosauria; Squamata; Colubridae
Gene: CDK20
Product: cyclin dependent kinase 20
Biological process (GO): protein phosphorylation
Cellular component (GO): nucleus
Molecular function (GO): protein serine/threonine kinase activity; ATP binding
Source: RefSeq, a predicted model, not a curated record